AUGCAGGCACGGCCAGGUGACGGCCCGGGAGGUGUUGGUGCGUGUUUUGUCGGUGGGCUUAUGGCCAUGCCCGUGCCGUCAUCCCGUCAAUCGUUCCGUUACAGUGGUUCACGGCCCCGUCCUUCUGAGCAGGCGCGCACCACCACUCAGACUGACAGUGCGGCGGACGAGGAGGAGGACGAGGACGAUGAGGGGGAGGAUGAGGAGGAGGAGGAGGAGGAGGAGGGUAGCGGUGACGAUAGGAUCAAGAGCUACAUGUCGAAGAAACUGUCAGAAGUGGAGCUUCGUCAGGCGAUCGCAAAACUGGUGGUGACCUGCGACCUACCUUUCAAAAUUGUGGAGAGUGAGGCGAACUUCAUACCGUCGCGCUGGACGGUGGCACGCGACACUGUGGCGUUUGCUGCGGCCGCUCUGUCGGCCGCCAAAGCGGAGCUGCUGGAGAAGGAGGGGGAGUUGGGGUGCAAGGUGUCAUACACCAUUGACAUCUGGACUGCACCCAAUGGGAAGGCGUGGCUAGUUGUCACGGGUCACUGGAUAGACGAGUCUUUCCAGCUACGCGAGGCAGUGCUCGAGUUUCGCGAGCUGACGGGUCGUCAUGGAGCAGUGCAGAUCGCGCAGGUCGUGGAGGACACGGUGGUGAUGUGGGGGUUGGAGGGGCGUUGUCUGGGCCUCACCUCAGACAACGCCUCGGCCAACAUUGCCGCGUUUAGGAGGCUGUCGGAGGAGGGUGGUGGUCGACGUUUCUUCAACACCCGCCUGCACUUCAGACCGUGUGUCAAUGCAUCCCAAAACCCAUGCCUAUGGCGCUAUGAUCGGCAGGUGCAUAUCACAUGUGGUCAACCUGGCAGUGCAGGCAGGAUUGAAGGAGGCCAUUCGCAACCUGUUGAAGGUGCUCAGGGACAUGGCGAGCUGGGUUGGGUUCUCGCCCCAGCGUUCGGCAGCGUUCCUUGGACUGCAGCGCAGCUUGAACCUGCAGGCCCGUGUCAAAAAACCAGCCUUGAAGCUGGUGGCCUGUCGAAGCUAGACAAGGAUAAGGUCGAGAAGAUGCGCCUGUCUGACGAGCAGUGGGACAUGUUGAAGGAGCUGAGAACAUUUCUCAGCCCCUUCAACAAGGUCUCCAAGGCAGCCGAGGGGACGGCGUACCCGACGCUGUCGAUGGUGACGCCGUACUACAGCGGCCUUAUCGACGCCAUGGAGGCCCGACUGGCGAAGGGGCCCUCUACGCUGCUGAAGCCGUUGGUCGAGAAGGCGCUGAGAAUCCUGAAGAAGUACGAGUACAUCAGCAGCAACGAGGGCUGGAUCGCCACCUUCCUGGAUCCUUCCAUGAAGGCAGCGUGGUUCGACGACCCCCACUGGGAGACGCAGCAUCCAGAGACGGCUCAGAGGGAGAGGACGCGACCUGCGUCGAGCGUGGUGAUCGCGCUGGUACGUGAUCGGGUGGCCGAGUACCAGGCAGCGGCGAGGGAGCUGGCUCCUAGGCCCACCACACUUCCCACGGUGGUCGAGGAGGAGGAGGGAGAGAAAGGGGCGGAGGACGAGGACGACCUGUAUCUCCCUAGUCGACGACGCCUUGCGGCGCGUCUGUCUGCGAGCCAGGCGGCGGGGGGGGGAGGUCUUGUGCAGGAUGACGAGGUCAGCAGGUACUUGUCGGAGAGGGUGCGGUACGACGUGUCAGGGCUAGAGUACUGGCGCACCUCCACGAACAUGGAGACGCUGAAGCGGAUGGCGAGGGACUAUCUCGCCAUCCCUGCCACGUCUGCUGCGAGCGAGCGGGUGUUCUCAUUGGGCCGCAACCUCAUUUCGUGGAAGCGUCACCGCCUGAACUCCGAGAGGGCGCGAGCCUGCAUGAUUCUCCGCUCGUGGUAUGGAUCGCACCCUGGCCAGAGGAUCGGCGAGGGCCGCCGCUCGAAGGGUGCUGCAGCAUUGGAGAUUGUUAUAGAGGGCGAGGGUGCGGAGGAGGAGGAGGAGGAAGAGGAGGAGGAGGAGGAGGAGGAGGAGGAGGAGGAGGAGGAGGAGGAGGAGGAGGAGGAGGAGGAGGAGGAGGAGGAGGAGGCUGAGGUGGAGGUGGAGAAGGCGCCGGCGGAGGAGGUGGAGGUGGAGGCGGGGGAGGGGAGAGGGGUGGACGCAGCAGCAGGUGGAGGGGAUGAUGGUGUUGGUAGCGAGGGUGGAACAUGGACCUAG
Closterium sp. Yama58-4 is the source of this 2181-nucleotide messenger RNA. NCBI's taxonomy places the organism in Eukaryota, Viridiplantae, Streptophyta, Zygnematophyceae, Desmidiales, Closteriaceae. The record is from the annotation of a GenBank genome assembly.